Messenger RNA from Vigna angularis (adzuki bean), 1041 nucleotides. RefSeq lists its product as uncharacterized. The transcript is spliced from 2 exons. NCBI's taxonomy places the organism in Eukaryota, Viridiplantae, Streptophyta, Magnoliopsida, Fabales, Fabaceae. The record is from RefSeq and is a predicted model, not a curated record. Gene Ontology annotation, molecular function: nucleic acid binding; RNA-DNA hybrid ribonuclease activity. The coding region runs from base 1 to 1041 and encodes 346 amino acids.
AUGAGAAAGAACUCGUCGUCCAAGUGGGAUGCGAGCAGUGAAGAAACUUUCAUAGAGGCGAAGAGAAGUUUGGUUAGGCCACCCGUAAUGGGAAGGCCAGACGAUGGGAAUGAUUUACAACUUUACCUUGUAGUGACCGAAAAUACAGUUGCUCUGGCGUUGCUGACGGCGUCACGUCGUCUACGGCCUUAUUUCCAAAGCCACCAAGUCCUAGUGCGAACCGAUCAUCCUAUUGCAAAAAUACUGAGAAAACCCGACUUAGCUGGUCGGAUUGUCGGGUGGGCGAUAGAAUUGUCUGAAUUUGGGUUACGAUUUGAACCACGCGGGUCGGUACGGGGCCAACACUUGGUAGAAUUCGCGCCAAAGUUGCAGUCGGAUGAAGAUAAUGCCUUGCAGCCAUGGAAGCUUUUUGUUGAUGGAUCGACCAGUAGAAAGGGAGGAGGCGCAAGUGUAGUGUUGGAGGGGCCGAACGGGUUAGCGGUAGAAGAAUCACUCAUUUUUCAGUUCAAGGUCAAUAAUAAUCAGGCAGAAUAUGAAGCCCUAAUUGCCGGACUGGAGUUGGCCCAAGACUUGGGAGUAGAGUGUGUGGAGUGUCGAACGGAUUCACAAUUAGUGGUUGGUCAGAUGAAGGGAGAUUUCCAAAUCAAGGACGAUCAACUCCUUCAAUACUUCCAUAGAGCAACGAACUUAACACAACAAUUCAAAAGUAUAGAAGUAUCACACAUCCCUAGGGAAGAGAAUACAAGGGCAUACAUUUUGUCAAAGCUUUCUAGGGGCAAAGACAGUGGGCAAUUGACCUCAAUAAUGAGGCGGAUCAUGACAAAGCCUACUAUAGACUGCAUGUCGACGUCUGUAGAACCCGAUCGAGAAGACUGGAGGCAGGAGGUGAUGAUGCGAAUAAAGGAGCAGGAGGAGGGACAAGGUAUUUCGGCAAAGGAUGCUAAGCGUAUAGCAUGCUAUGUGUUGAUAUGGGGAGAGCUAUACAAGAGGGGAUUUAUAAUGCCCAUACUUAAGUGUAUUUCCCAAGAAGAGGCAGAAUAA